AGGAUCUCCCAAAUUCAACUUGGCGCAGGCUGCUGCGUUAUUAAGAAAGAAAGGACUUCUUGGUGUUAAAAUGGAUUCACCAAAGGUUAACAAAAAGAGUUCUCCAAAAGUUGUGAAACAAAGAGCACAAUGGAGUUUGGGACUUGAAAAAGGUCUGGUGGAGAUACUUAUGGAGCACGAUACUCCUUACCACCGAGGGCAAAAUGGAUGGAGCAAGGAAACUUGGAACUUGAUGGUGACAAAAUUCCAUGCAAAACACAAACAUGUGAAGUUCUCAAAGUCUCAAAUUCAAGAUAAGGAGAAGGAGCUCAAAAGAGAAUAUAGGAUGUUAAAAGAAGCCCGAAAGCAAAGCGGUGUUGGCUGGGAUGACAAAAGAUGUAUGAUCGAAGCUGACACCGACCUUUGGGACAAUCUGAUGAUUUCAUAUCCAAGUAUCGGGAAAUUCAAGAAGAAAUCUUUUCCUCUCUUUGACUCGCUAGGAGAACUCUAUGAUGGGCAUACAGCUGAGGGUACCUACAGUUUCACAUCAAUUGCACAACCAUCACAAAUUGACGAAGACUUUGUAGAUGAAAUAGAGGUUGAGGAAGUAAAAGAAAGUGAUGACUUGGAGAUGAUGAAUCAAGUGCAACAUGAUGAAGAUGACUUGCAAAUUCUGGAUCAAAUGGAUGUUGCACAUAGGAAGGAGGCUGUCAAUCCAAGUGAAGAAGUGGGUCGUACAAUGGCUGGUUCAGGAAAGAUGCCCCAAAAGAAACCCAAGAAGGAGAAGCGCAAGAACAGUGGUGAUGUGAUUGCUGGAGCAUUAGAGAAGUAUAUAGAGUUGAAGAAAAGGCAAGUGGAUGAUGAAGCUACAUAUUUGGCCAAUGAAAAGGCAGAUGCAACAAAAUUACAUGAAUUCUCUAUCACCAAGUGCAUGGAUGUGUUGAAAAAAAUGGAGGAUGUGACCCGCAUCGAGAAGAUCAAAGCAUUCAACGUCUUCAAGGAUGCUGCAAACCGUGAGAUUUUCAUCAAUGCCGCUGAUGAUGAUAAAGAUACUGUUGUUAUGUGGCUUCGGAGCCAAAUGUCCCCAUGAGGUAUGUUCAAGACAGCCUGCAGCUAUGAGAUCGUUGCACUGGCAACAAGCACCCAAUGAAGAAAAGCGCAGUCGGUGUUAGCCCCUUAGAUCUGCCAGAAAGUGGUUCAUCUCAUAAACUGGCAUUUUACCAGCACUCGUUUUGAGCCUCCUGCUGAUCUUAUGUCAUGUAAAAUAAAGCAAACUAGGUUGACCUUAUUUGGGAGUCGCUUUCUAUUUUCAAUGCCUACUUGUUGCACAAA
Hordeum vulgare subsp. vulgare (domesticated barley) is the source of this 1311-nucleotide messenger RNA. RefSeq lists its product as uncharacterized. The record is from RefSeq and is a predicted model, not a curated record. The transcript is spliced from 5 exons. The coding region runs from base 71 to 1069 and encodes 332 amino acids. Lineage: Eukaryota; Viridiplantae; Streptophyta; Magnoliopsida; Poales; Poaceae.